Molecule: messenger RNA, 4636 nt
Organism: Oncorhynchus gorbuscha (pink salmon)
Lineage: Eukaryota; Metazoa; Chordata; Actinopteri; Salmoniformes; Salmonidae
Gene: kcnh5b
Product: potassium voltage-gated channel, subfamily H (eag-related), member 5b
Exons: 11
Coding region: 122-3157 (1011 amino acids)
Biological process (GO): potassium ion transmembrane transport; regulation of membrane potential
Cellular component (GO): membrane
Molecular function (GO): voltage-gated potassium channel activity
Source: RefSeq, a predicted model, not a curated record
GAAAGCGCAGUGUUACAAUGAGCUUCUCCAUACCACCGGCUAAUACCCACCCACACUGCCGUCCUCCGAUAAGCAGCAUCAAAAUCGCCCACCACUCUCACAACCACCGCCUGGCCCCAGGAUGCCCGGGGGAAAGAGAGGGCUUGUGGCACCGCAGAAUACUUUUCUGGAAAACAUUGUCCGGCGCUCAAGUGAGACCAGCUUCCUCCUGGGGAACGCCCAGAUCGUGGAGUGGCCUGUAGUCUACAGUAAUGACGGAUUCUGCAAGCUCUCUGGGUUCCACAGGGCUGAGGUUAUGCAAAAAAGCAGCACUUGCAGUUUUAUGUAUGGAGAGCUGACGGACAAGAAGACAAUAGACAAAGUCAGAGAGACAUUUGAUAAUUAUGAGUCCAACUGCUUUGAGGUCUUGCUAUACAGGAAGAACAGGGCGCCAGUGUGGUUCUAUAUGCAGGUGGCCCCCAUCAGGAAUGAGAAUGACAAAGUGGUUCUCUUCCUGUGCACCUUCAAAGACAUCACUGUCUUCAAGCAGCCCAUCGAGGACGAGUCCACUAAGGGUAAGGACGAGUCCACUUCGGGAUGGACCAAGUUUGCACGGCUGACACGGGCACUGACACAUAAUAACCGCAACACCAGCCACCAUACCACACCACAGCAGCUCACUCCUAUGAGCAGCCAUGAGGUCAGCCAACCCAAGCAGUCCCGUCUGGCAGAGGUUCUCCAGCUAGGCUCAGACAUCCUCCCCCAGUACAAACAGGAGGCUCCUAAGACUCCCCCUCACAUCAUCCUCCAUUACUGCACCUUCAAGACCACCUGGGACUGGGUCAUCCUCGUUCUCACCUUCUACACGGCCAUCAUGGUGCCCUACAACGUGUCCUUCAAGACCAAGCAGAACAACAUCGUGUGGCUGGUGCUGGACAGCGUGGUAGAUGUCAUCUUCCUGGUGGACAUCGUACUCAACUUCCACACCACCUUCGUGGGGCCCGGUGGGGAGGUCAUCUCAGACCCCAAGCUGAUCAGGAUGAACUACCUGAAGACCUGGUUCGUCAUCGACCUGCUGUCCUGCCUGCCCUAUGACAUCAUCAAUGCCUUUGAGAAUGUGGAUGAGGGUAUUAGCAGUCUGUUCAGCUCUCUGAAGGUGGUGCGCCUGCUGCGUCUGGGCCGGGUGGCCCGUAAACUGGACCACUAUCUGGAGUAUGGAGCAGCUGUAUUGGUCCUACUGGUGUGUGUGUUUGGCCUGGUGGCCCACUGGCUGGCCUGCAUCUGGUACAGCAUUGGCGACUACGAGGUCAUUGACGAGGUCACCAACACUAUCAAGACGGACAGCUGGCUCUACCAGUUAGCCAUCAACCUCGGCUCGCCGUAUUGCUACAAUGCCAGCGGCUCAGGCCAAUGGGAGGGUGGCCCCGGGAAAGACUCUCUGUACAUCACGUCUCUUUACUUCACCAUGACCAGCCUGACCACCAUCGGGUUCGGCAACAUUGCCCCCACCACGGAUGGAGAGAAGAUCUUCUCUGUGGCCAUGAUGAUGGUCGGCUCUCUCCUGUACGCCACCAUCUUUGGAAAUGUGACCACCAUCUUCCAGCAGAUGUACGCCAAUACCAACCGCUACCACGAGAUGCUGAACAACGUGAGGGACUUCCUCAAGCUCUACCAGGUGCCCAAUGGGCUGAGUGAGAGGGUGAUGGACUACAUUGUCUCUACAUGGUCCAUGUCCAAGGGCAUCGACACUGAGAAGGUGCUGUCUAUCUGUCCUAAAGACAUGCGGGCAGACAUCUGUGUUCACCUGAACCGGAAGGUGUUCAAUGAGCACCCUGCGUUCCGCCUGGCAAGUGACGGCUGCCUGCGCUCUCUAGCCGGGGAGUUCCAGACCAUCCACUGCGCCCCUGGAGACCUCAUCUUCCAUGCUGGGGAGAGCGUCGACACACUCUGCUUUGUGGUGUCAGGGUCACUGGAGGUCAUCCAGGACGAUGAGGUCAUCGCUAUCCUAGGUAAAGGAGAUGUGUUUGGAGAUGUGUUCUGGAAAGAGACCACUCUUGCACACGCGUGUGCUAACGUGCGGGCGCUGACAUACUGCGACCUGCACGUCAUCAAGAGAGAGGCACUGCUCAAGGUUCUGGAGUUCUACACAGCCUUUGCGAACUCCUUCUCACGCAACCUUAUCCUCACCUGCAACCUACGCAAGCGGGUAAUUUUUCGUAAGAUCAGUGACGUGAAGAAGGAGGAGGAGGAGCGCCAGCGUCAGAAGAACGAGGUUCAGCUGACCAUCCCCCAGGACCAUCCGGUCAGGAAGCUCUUCCAGAAGUUCAAGCAGCAGAAGGAGCUGCAGAGGAAUCAGGGCGCGUCCUCCCAGCUGGACCUGGAGAAGAACCAGCUCCAAGUGGAGCACCACCUUCACCCCAUCCCCCACAGCCUGCAGCUAUCCCACUCCAGCCUGCAGCACUCCCUGCCCCUCAACAUCCAGCGGCCCGGACCCCACUCCUCCCUGCAAGGGCUCCAGAACGGGGCUCCCCCUACGGGCUGCAGUAGCAGUGUGCUCACCGUGUCCCAGGUCACGCCCAUGCAGUCUAGUCCUGCCAUGGGGGAGCCGCCUCCAGUCCGACUCAAGGUGAGCAGCAGCCCUGCUCUGGUAAAGCCUCCUGCUGCCAGGGGCUGGGGGCGCCUCAAAAACGUGGCUGCCCCACCUCCCGUGGUCAGGAAGGAGGGACUGAACAAUGUAGCUAAAGCUGUUUCUGUGGAGAUGCUAUCUCAGCAGGGCAGGGGUCAGGAGGCGGGGCUCAGAGGAGGAGAGGGAGAGGACAACCGCCUCCAUAAGACAGACUCCUGCGAUAGCGGCAUCACUAAGAGUGAGCUGCGUAUAGACAGGGCCGGGGAGGCCCCCCUGCCACACCCCUUCGGCCCCAUCCCAGAGCAGGCCCUGCAGGCUGCGCUGCAGGAGACCCGGCUGGAGCUCCGGGGGGACCUCCAGACUCUGGGGGGCCGGCUGGGGGCCCUGGAGAAACAGGUGGCUCAGAUCUUCAAACUGCUAACCUCUACAGAGAAGAGGAGGCCGUCUCUACCUCUGGCCACCACCCCCAAAACCAAAACCAAACGUCAGGACAUCUUCACUGUCUCCAGACCCGUUUCUCCUGAUUUAGUGGACGAUGACGGGCACAUCUGAAGAGGACAAAACACCACUGUUCGCCGUACCUUAACAUUUGCACACAAACUUUUAACUCAUGUCCAUCAUGAGACCUUUCUUGAUUGUAAAUAUUUCUCUAUGCAUGUCCAGCUGGUUUCUGGCUUGCCAAAGAAACAAAAAGUCUAUUCAGGGGCGCAACUUUGGUUUUAGAAGUGGGGGGCAUCUAAAGCUCAUUUCCUGCAUUUCUACUAGGUCUGUUCCCGACAACAAACAAAUAUUGGUUGAUCAAGAGUAGUCUUUUAUUUCGACCAAUCAAUUGGUUGAAAUUUUUAAACACAUAUUUUUACGCAUAUAGACUCACCCUAUGUGUUCUAAUAAAAUCAACUAGGCAAUAAGUAAUAAAAUUGUCUGAUACUUUGAGCACGCUGUUUGAUUAAAUAAUUACGACACACAAAUAACUCAACAGGGAGCCAGAGAUCAAGAUAGCCUAACCAGAAGAAAAAAUAAUUUUCCAGAGCCUCUUCUCGCUGCUGCUGGCCUUCGCAGAUUCUGCCUUUAUGCUGCUUAAGUUGCUGGUAAUAGGCUACACCAGCGGUCUGCAACCUUUUCCAUUUAAAGUGCAAGCUUAUGAUAUCAUUUCUACCAUACUGCGUGACUGUUAUGAUUUUUAUAUGCACAUUUUCGUGGAACAGUUUCAUUGAAUUUAUUAUAGGCUUUGCAACUCAAAAUAUUUGUCUGUGGUUAAUCUACAGUCUAUCUAAAUAUAAAUGAAAAUGAUACAAAUCUAAAAGUAACUUUUAUUGCCAUUGCCAACUAUGUAAAAAUAGCCUAUUUAAAGCCAACACAUAAAAACAUUGAAGCUUGCAGGUAGAAAAUAUCCUGAUUAAAAAUAAAUAUCCUAUAAAUCACAUUGGUACGCAUGGCCUGUCUAUCAACUGGGUCGCCCGAAACUCGUACUCGCAAACAUGAAACAUUGUGUAAAAUAUUCUGGGCCCCCAGAUAUUCCAGUGCCAGUGAGCUCGGGACAGACACAGCUGUAGGCUAAUUGUGCAAGGGAUGUUUCCACUGGACCAGAGCAUUACAUUUUUACUUUUCAUGCUGAGUGGUUAUCGAAAGGAAAGGGAGAGAGCUGUAAAUAUUUUUUCAAAUACUUAAGAGGAACUAUUGUCAUUAUCAGUUGAUUCUAAAAACAGACUUUGUUUACUUGCUGUUUGAGGUGAAGAAAAAUUACUUUGAGAAUCUCCACAGCUCAUUAGUGGUGGUGAAUUAAGACAAUCAGAAAUACUAUCAGCCAUCCCCAAGUGGGCGCAUUUAUAGGCCUACAUUUGCAGGCCAGGUGGGUCAGAAGUUUACAUACACUCAAUUAGUACUUGGUAGCAUUGCCUUAAAAUUGUUUAACUUGGGGCAAACGUUUCGGUUAGCCUUUCAUAAGCUUCCCACAAUAAGUUGCCUGAAUUUUGGUCCAUUCCUCCUGACAGAGCUGGUGUAACUGAGUCAGGUUUGUAGGCCUCCUUGCUU